AUGUCUUUCACUCUCAAGGUUCCAGCGUCAAGCGCCAACAUCGGCCCGGGCUUUGAUGUUUUGGGUAUCGGCUUGAACCUUUUUUUGGAAAUCCACGUUUCGGUCGACCCGAACGUAGACACAUCAGCAGACAAGUACAACGCCAAACUCAGCUACGAGGGCGACGGGGCUAGCGGGGUGCCCUUGCAAAGCGAAAAAAACUUGGUUACUCAGACCGCCUUGUACAUUAUGCGCUGCAACAAAGUGGACAAGUUCCCAUUGGGAACACACAUCCAUGUGGUCAAUCCGAUCCCAUUGGGCCGGGGCUUGGGUUCUUCGGGCGCUGCCAUUGUGGGCGGAAUAAUGUUGGGCAACGAGAUUGCCGGGCUCGGCCUUUCCAAGGAGCGCAUGCUCGACUAUGCUUUGCUCAUAGAAAGACAUCCAGAUAACAUUGCCGCGGCGAUGUUGGGAGGAUUCGUGGGCUCGUACUUGAGUGAAAUGAGCGCCGAAGACACAGAGGCGAAGAACGUGCCGCUCGAAAACAUCUUGCCCAAGGAAAGCACGCCCAGCGAGCAAGUCGAAAAACGGCCGCCGCCAAACGCCAUUGGCCAGUACUUGAAGUACAACUGGAACCAUCAGAUCCGCUGCGUCACCAUAAUACCACAGUUUGAGUUGAAAACAGACGAUGCCCGCGCCGUGCUUCCUGACCUGUACUCCAAGGCUGACAUUGUGUUCAACUUGCAGCGGUUGUCCAUCUUAACCACGGCCUUGACGCUUGAAAAGCCAAACCACCGCAUGAUCUACGAGGCCAUGAAGGACAAGAUCCACCAGCCUUACAGAGCACAGUUGAUUCCGGGGCUCGAGAGAGUUUUGAGCGAAGUGACUCCAGACUCGAACCCAGGCUUGUGCGGCAUUUGCUUGUCUGGUGCUGGGCCCACCAUUUUGUGUUUGGCCACGGAAAACUUUGAUGACAUUGCGCAAAAGGUGGUGGGCAUUUUCAAGGAAAACGGUGUGGUGUGCGACUGGAAGCUUUUAGACUUGGCUUAUGACGGUGCCACUGUCAGCAGGUAA
Molecule: messenger RNA, 1050 nt
Organism: Clavispora lusitaniae ATCC 42720
Lineage: Eukaryota; Fungi; Ascomycota; Pichiomycetes; Serinales; Metschnikowiaceae
Gene: THR1
Product: homoserine kinase
Biological process (GO): L-threonine metabolic process
Molecular function (GO): homoserine kinase activity; ATP binding
Source: RefSeq, a predicted model, not a curated record